GCCAACAUUCAUAAGUCAAAAUGUACUUUCAUUCGGUAGUGCUUACGUUGCUUGUUUUAUGCGGGUUAGUUUAUUCCCAAAAUCAAGGAGCAAGAAUUGUAAAAUACGAAAACGAUGUUAGAGGAAAUGGCGGAUAUAAUUUUAGAUUCGAAACAGAUGACCCCGUCGCACGUCAAGAAGCCGGAACCUGGGAAGGAACAGGUACUUAUGGACCUGAUGGAGAAGAAUUGGGCUACAACAGAGUGAAUGGUAACGGUUUCCAUUACUUCCCUGAUGGAACACCAUUUAGGAUUACGUACACUGCCAAUGAAUAUGGUUACCAACCAAAAUUCGUCAUCGGUAAUGUGGAUUCAAAAAGUAAGAUCCCUGAUCUGAGGAAGAUACCUGACGAUGCUUACUUUAGUCUUCAAGGAGGUGGAUUAGGUUAAAGCGAUAUGAAGUACCUUUAUUGACUUUUAUAGCCUGAGACGAUGUUAAAUUAUCG
Messenger RNA from Phyllotreta striolata, 484 nucleotides. The record is from the annotation of a GenBank genome assembly. Lineage: Eukaryota; Metazoa; Arthropoda; Insecta; Coleoptera; Chrysomelidae.